AAAAGGUUUUAGGGGGAGUAUCCCGGAGAGAGGAUGAGCGGGAAAGGUGGCGGAGGCGGUGGCGGUGGCGGAAAUAAUGGGUUAGGAAAGGGUAAUAAUACUGGACUUUCAGGUAUUCCGCCUGGGUCUCGGAAGAUGGUCCAGAGCUUGAAAGAGAUUGUUAACUGCCCGGAACCCGAGAUCUAUGCUAUGCUUAAAGAGUGUAACAUGGACCCUAACGAGGCCGUCAACCGUCUCCUCUCUCAAGAUCCUUUUCACGAGGUGAAGAGCAAACGAGACAAGAAAAAAGAGAGCAAGGACACAGUCGAUUCGAGGUCUCGUGGUGCCAAUAACCCUGGGAGUCGUGGCGGUAGGAGUGGUUCAGACCAAUAUACUGGACGUGGCGGUUCGUCUCAUUACAGUUCAAAUGAUGGUGCCAAUAACCCUGGGAGUCGUGGUGGUAGGAGUGGUUCAGACCGAUAUACUGGAUGUGGCGUUUCGUCUCAUUACAGUUCAAAUAAGUCUGGCCCAUCACAUGGUAAACCUGCACAAAAGAGAGAAAAUGGAGCCCAUGCAGUUGCAGCCUCUUCACCUUCUGCAUCUGGUAUGCAAGGAAAUAGCACGUGUCCUCGACCUCCAUCCCACAGUGAAGUUGUGGUUUCAGAGCAUAAAAUGUCCACAUUAGGUCUAGGUGAUGGGAUUUCUUCUUCAUCACAGCCUACUGGACACCAAUCUGCUUGGGUGGGGGUUCCAGGUCAAGUAUCAAUGGCUGAUAUUGUGAAGAUGGGCAGGCCACAAAACAAGCCUUCUUCCAUGCCAAACCCUUCUCAGCAAAGCACUAAUAAUCAGCAUCAUGUGGUACCUCCUUCGGCAGCAUUACAUUCCAACUUCGAGGACCAUGUUUCCAAGGAGUCGGAUGUUACUUAUGAGCCUGAUGUCACCAAAAACCAGCACGAUUCUCCAAGGGAUGAAUGUUCCCCCAUUGAGAUCCCAUCUGCUGCUAGUGUGACCUCUGUCUUAGAGGCACCUCUGGAGUCUGGACUCUAUGCUAAUGCAUCUAACUUGCCUUUGGGUAGAAGUAAUCAACACCUAAAGUCCCAGUUGGAGGAAGCUCAGGCAGUGGAUGAUGGUCCUCUUGAAAUCGUCAAUGGUGACCAUGUUAGGUCCCCUCCUAUUUCAAGUAGAAAUAUACAAGAGGAUAACUCUAGAAGUUCAUCACUUUAUGAUAACGACUUAUAUAAGGAUAUGAAUUCGUAUCAGCCUCCUGUGCAUGGCUUUGAGAAUGAUGAAGAUGGUUCUUCGUCAGUUGCAAUGAAUUUGCAGCAACUAAAUUUACAUAAUGAUGAUCGGGAGCCGCCAACUGAAGAAGAUAAUCCUUCCCUAAUAAUUCCAAAUCAUCUGCUAGCCCACUCCCCAGAUUGUUCACAUUUGAGUUUUGGAAGUUUUGGACCUGCCGUUGGUUCUGCCUUUUCUGGACCAUUUGCAUCAAGGGCAUCAAAGAAUAGUUUAGACGAGGUACCUGAAGUAGCAGAUGCCUCAUCUAUUGGGCACUCAGAUAGUAGAGAUCCUGAGUAUUAUGGUGACAAACAUCUCAGAAGUAACUCAGAGGGAAAUAUAAUAAAUAGAAGUAAUGUCAGCACUGGUAAUUAUGAAGUUCCUGAAGAUUCUCAACUAGAGGUUUUGAAUCAGGAUGCUUCUGAAGCUGCCCAAGGGAGCCAAUAUACAUUUCCUCCAUCUGUGUCUGAUUAUAACUAUGAAAACCCGGAACAGUUGAAUCCUGCUUUCACUCAUAUGCAGACAAGUACUCAAAUGCAAAGUCUCAAUCCUUUCUCAAGUGUAAUGCAAGAGUAUACAAAUUCAUUGCCAAGCACUUUGUUGACAUCAACCGUUCAGACUGCAAGGGAGCCAGAUCUUCCAUAUUCACCCUUCCCUGUGACUCGGUCAAUGCCAUCAAAAUACAUCAAUGCUACCUCUUCCAUUAGUGGUCCAACCAUUUCUAUGCCAGAGGCUCUAAGAGCAGCUAGUAUUUCUGCACCGCAGCCCACUCCACAGUCCUUGCCUGAUGCCAAUGUUGCCACAGGACCUGCACUUCCGCAACAUUUAGCCAUGCACCCUUUUUCCCAACCUACACUUCCAUUGGGACACUAUGCCAACAUGAUUGGUUAUCCCUUCUUACCUCAGAAUUACACGUAUAUGCCAUCAGCUUUCCAGCAAACAUUUGCUGGUAAUAGCAACUACCCUCAGUCCCUGGCAACAAUGCUCCCCCAAUACAAGAACAGUGUUUCUGUUAGCAGUUUGCCUCAAUCCUCUGCAGCCCCACCUGGCUAUGGGUUUGGGAGUUCUCCCAAAAUCCCUGGAGGACUCUCUCUCAAUCCACCUACUGCACCUGCGGGCACAACCAUCGGUUACAAUGAUGUUCUUAGUUCUCAGUACAAGGACAUCAAUCAUCUGAUGUCACUUCAGCAGCAGAAUGAGAAUUCGGCCAUGUGGAUUCACGGACCCGGCUCACGAACGAUGUCUUCUGUUCCUGCAAGCACAUAUUACAGCUUUCAGGGGCAGAACCAGCAGGCUGGUGGGUUUCGACAAGGGCAACAACCACCUUCACAGCAUUUUGGGUCUCUUGGAUACCUGAAUUUCUACCAUUCUCAAACGGGAUUAUCGCUGGACCACCAGCAGCAAAACCCUAGGGAUGGGUCCCUGAGUGGAUCUCAAGGCCAGCCACCAUCAAAGCAGACCCAACAGCUAUGGCCAAAUAAUUACUAAUCAUGCCCCUCCUGGUUUUUCAGGGUCUUGUAGUGUGUUUAGACGUUGCUGAUGAAAGGCCCUCCUCGCAAUUGAGAAUAACUAUACGAACGAGUAACUAAUACGUCAUCGAUGAUGGAUCUGAAGUGACCUUGACUGGCUACUGCCCUGUGCCACGAUGUUGUAUUCUACAUUUUAAUUUAUUGUUCAGUUAUGGUAUGUUAACUUAGGAACACAGUGUGCUAAUUUGUGGUAGUGGACUCUACUUUUUUC
Molecule: messenger RNA, 2994 nt
Organism: Hibiscus syriacus
Lineage: Eukaryota; Viridiplantae; Streptophyta; Magnoliopsida; Malvales; Malvaceae
Exons: 11
Coding region: 34-2742 (902 amino acids)
Molecular function (GO): protein binding
Source: RefSeq, a predicted model, not a curated record